Psammomys obesus (fat sand rat) is the source of this 1545-nucleotide messenger RNA. RefSeq lists its product as uncharacterized. Bases 219 to 1190 code for a protein of 323 amino acids. NCBI's taxonomy places the organism in Eukaryota, Metazoa, Chordata, Mammalia, Rodentia, Muridae. The record is from RefSeq and is a predicted model, not a curated record. The transcript has 3 exons.
CUGCAAGAAAGCUCUGGAAAUCCUGACUCAGACACGUCACUCCUCCACCUCAGACAUAGGAACUGUGGGCGUCUGUGCCAGCCUGUCUUUGGCAAGUGUGGAGCAAUGGAGGGAAGAGGGUGAACAGAGAGCAUGCCCAGACUCAGGACAGUCCCCACUGCUGAGGGACCCUCGUGUGGACCCCAGGGCCUGGCACAGGUCUGACAGCUCUCCUGAAGAUGGACCGCCACAACAUGUCCUGGGUGCGCUACCCGAGCCAGGUGUCCCCGGCCGUGGAGGACGUCAUUGCGGCACAGAGCGUCACCUCUAGGUGCACGCAUGUCUACGUGGCAGUGUGUGUCCCGCUGAGCCUGGCGGCAGGGCUCUUCAGUCUGAGCGUGUUCAUCCGGGACCGUGCUAGGCUGGGGGUGCUGGACAGGCUCCUUGCGAGCCUCACGGUCACCAGCAUCUUGGUGACCCUACUGUCCCUCAGCGCUGCUACCCGGCCUGACUACAUGCACACGACAAACCUGGGCUGCGGGGCGCUCUCAUUCUUCUCCAACGUCUGCUACUUCACAGCCCAGUACCUGCAGGGAGCCACGCUUGCCCUGACCCUUCUGCCGGGAUCUUCGGGCUGCCGGCUCUUGGCGAGGCCUGUGGCAAGCCUCGCUGCCAUCGGGGGCUGUGCUGUCUGUAGCUCGCUCGUCCUGGUGUCCCUGCUGGGCACAUCUGGGGAGCUGCACACGACUGCCAUGUGCCAGGUGGACCCGCUGACUGCAUGGCCGGAAUACGAGAUUGUCAAGUUCAGUCUGGGCUUCGCACUUGCUCUGACCUUCCAGGUUGGUCUCUUCUUCCUGCGGGCCAUGAAGCCGGCCUGGCGGGUGGCUCCGGCUCAGGGGGACACGGCCUCUGGGCGCUGGGUGGUACUGGCCGUGGCUCUCAACAUGCUUGCCUGCAGACUCUUCUCCAAUGCGGUCCUCCUGCAUCGGGCACAGCUGAAGCUUCGGAAGGACGUCGGCGCCCCGAGGGAUGAGCUGCUCAUGAACCUCGCCGAGCUGGCCCUGUCUGCCGAGAGCUGCAACAACUCCGUGGCCGUCGCCCUCCUCCACACACCAUGCCGGCUCCGACUGCUGGGCCUGCUUGAGCGCCUCACGCAGCGAUGCCGGCAGGGGCUGGACAACAACAUGGCCUUGAACAGAGUAGGGGGCUAGACAGAGCCUGCCUGCUGGCGCAGGCCACGGCCCUCGCCGGAGUGUUCCCUGAGAGCUUGAGCAGGGUCAAGGGCUUCGGAUGGUGCUUACAGAACACUGGCAUGUCUGUCCUCACCUCCACCUAUGCAAAACAAGAGUUUCUCUUCCCAGACCAACAGUCAGAGCUUGAGGGACAUGGUGACGUGGGCUGACCAAGGGCCAUGGGUCUGCCGGAGGGUGCUCUGACUAUAACACCCACAUGUAACCACCUCGCCCGCUGGCUCCAUUCAAUAGAUGCGUCUGCCGACAUAGGAAAGGUGCGGUGGGAAUAAACACAACUCUAACGUUUCGUUUCUUGAGACAGGAUCUCCCUACA